Molecule: messenger RNA, 5524 nt
Organism: Archocentrus centrarchus (flier cichlid)
Lineage: Eukaryota; Metazoa; Chordata; Actinopteri; Cichliformes; Cichlidae
Product: mitogen-activated protein kinase kinase kinase 5
Exons: 28
Coding region: 138-4121 (1327 amino acids)
Biological process (GO): protein phosphorylation; cellular response to stress; MAPK cascade
Molecular function (GO): MAP kinase kinase kinase activity; ATP binding
Source: RefSeq, a predicted model, not a curated record
GGAGACGAGUAUUUGGAAUGUUACUAGAUAUGUGGUAAGAUCGGAGGCGGUCAUAUACCUGAUGUGUUUCUAACAUAAGCGGUCCUGACUAUGGUCAUGCAUUGAGUUUUAGCUGCGGAAUCGGCCCGAGGUAAAUAAUGUACACGACAGAGCGCAGGCGAAUGAGCCUGCGAGAGUCAAAGAGGAAGGAUCCGGUCAGGGUGUCCGCUGGAAGUUUGUGGCAGGACUCUUUGGCCUUAGAGCUGAGCGUCAGCAACGGUUCGGUUAAACAGAUCGUUUCUCCGCGGAGUCGGACCAGAGCAGUGUCCGUGGCAUACAUUGUCAGCGAGGACGCACCAGUGCCGCAGACUGAAGAAAACUUAUCAUUAAAAUGCCUGAAGGAAGCCUGCGCUGACGUCCACGCUGUUUUGAAAACUAUUUCAUUUGAGAGAAUAUCCCAAGGCACCACAGACAUCCUGGAUAGUUUCUACAAUGCAGAUGUUGCAGUGGUGGAAAUGAGUGACACUUUCUGUCAGCCAUCCCUUUUUUACCAUCUUGGAGUGCGAGAAAGUUUCAGCAUGACUAAUAACAUCAUUCUCUAUUGUUACAAGCAAGAUAGCGAUCUACAGGCUCACAAGGAGGAGUGUGGAACUUACACCUUCAUCCCAUAUGUAGUGUCACCUCAGGGCAAAGUGUUUGCCUGUGAUGCAACAAUGAUGACUUGCAUCAAAGAAUUCAUGCAGCCCAGUUUCCAGCUGGAGCCCCUGCUGACCCCGCUGGUUGAGAGGCUGGUGCAUUUGCUGAACAAUGUGCACAUUCAGUCCAGUGAGUACUUCCGGGAGUCAAUCAGGCAUGAGAUUCGUAUGGCACGGGAGCGGUUCAGCGGCAAAGCCUUGAGUGAGGAGUUAAACCGCAUUCAGCAACGCUUGGAUAGUGUAGAUCUGCUCUCUCCUGAUAUAGUCAUGAACCUUUUGUUGUCCUACAGGGACAUUCAGGACUAUGAUGCCAUGAUAAGACUGGUGGAAACUCUGAACAACCUGCCCAUGUGCCAGGUGGCGAAACAUCAGAAUAUUAAGUUUCACUAUAUAUUUGCUCUAAACAGGAGGAAUCACCCUGGAGAUCGUGCAAAGGCUUUGGAAGAAAUUCUGCCAAUUGUGGGGUCAGGGAACAAAGUGGCCUCAGACGUCUACUGCCUGUGUGGACGCAUCUACAAGGACAUGUUCAUGAGCUCAGCGUUCACUGAUGAGCUCAGCAGAGACCAGGCCUGCUAUUGGUAUGGUAAAGCCUUUGAGACGGAGCCUACUCUUCACUCAGGCAUCAACAACGUGGUCCUCCUGAUAGCAGCUGGCCAUGAAUUUGAGACUUCUAUAGAGCUGCGCAAACUAGGUGUGACUUUAAGCACCCUGUUGGGUAGAAAGGGUAGUUUGGAGAAGAUGAAGGACUAUUGGGAUGUAGGUUUCUACCUUGGAGCAAACAUUCUUGCUGGUGAACACAGGAAAGUCAUCGAGGCCUCUGAGAAGCUCUACAAACUCAAGGCCCCUAUUUGGUAUGUGGCAUCUAUUAUGGAGACAUACAUCCUGUACCGGCAGUUUGCCAAGCUGCCUGAAGUUCGAGCUCCAAAACAAGAUACAGUGAACUUCUGGAUGGAGCUGCUUUUACAGACCUGUAAACCCACAGUCUCAACAAACUGUUGUCCAGCGCUCAUUCUGGAACCCAGCAAAGUCUUCCAACCAGCUAUUGUUUCUGUGAGUGAGGAGGACGAAAGCCGUACUGUCCAGCUGAAACACGUCACGCCCUUAAAGAAGGGCUUAAACCAGUGGACUUUCCCUGCAUCUGCAAUUCGGGGAGUGAGUGCUUCAAAGAUUGAUGAGCGUAGCUGCUUCCUGUAUGUCCACUACAACUCAGAUGAUUUCCAGCUCUGCUUCCCCUCUGAGAUUCAUUGUAAAGGUUUCUGUGAGCUGGUAAACUCCCUUCUUCAGCAGGCCGACGCCCAUGUUCAAGACAUAGAACGUACACCUGGGGGAAUCCUAGAGUACAUCUAUGAGACAAAUGAGAAUGGUGACAAGGUAGUACUUGGUAAAGGGACUUAUGGCGUGGUGUACGCUGGAAGGGACCUGAGCAACCAAGUACGCAUCGCCAUCAAAGAGAUCCCUGAGAAGGACAGCACGUACUCUCAGCCCCUCCACGAGGAGAUUGCUCUGCACAAGAGGCUUAAACACAGAAAUAUUGUCCAGUACCUCGGCUCUGUCAGUCAGGAUGGUUUCAUCAAGAUCUUCAUGGAGGAAGUACCAGGGGGUAGUUUGUCUUCUCUUUUGCGCUCCAAAUGGGGUCCUCUGAAAGACAAUGAGCCCACCAUCAUUUUCUACACCAAACAGAUACUUGAGGGACUGAAGUACCUUCAUGAGCAUCAGAUAGUCCACAGGGACAUUAAGGGUGACAAUGUAUUGAUCAACACCUAUAGUGGAAUUUUGAAGAUCUCGGAUUUUGGAACCUCUAAACGCUUAGCAGGGAUUAACCCCUGUACUGAGACAUUUACUGGAACUCUUCAGUACAUGGCCCCUGAGAUUAUAGACCAAGGGCCUCGGGGUUAUGGGAAGCCGGCAGAUAUCUGGUCCCUGGGGUGCACUAUCAUAGAAAUGGCAACAGGCAAAACACCCUUUCACGAGCUGGGAAGUCCCCAGGCAGCCAUGUUCAAGGUUGGCAUGUUUAAGAUCCACCCCAAGGUUCCAGAGUGCAUGUCAGAUGAGGCCAAAGGCUUUAUCAUGAGCUGCUUUGUGCCAGAUCCAGAUGAAAGAGCCACAGCUCCAGACCUGCUUAAGAACUCUUUCCUGAAGUCUACCAGGAAAAAGGCUAAAGCUCCUCAGGAAUCACUUUCUAAUACUGACUAUCAGCGCAGUAUGUCUGUGCCUAUCUCCAUCCUUGUGGAGGAUGCCGAUUCUUACUCUGACUCAGUUGACCUGUCUUGUUCUCUGAACCUGAGGAGGCCCCAGUCCUCUCUCAGGUCAGCAGAAGAAAUCUCAGAGAGCCCACCAAGCACCAACAGCGUCCUGCUAAUACCAGAUGACUCCACAUCAGACAUGAGCAGUCCAUCCUCAACAGAGGAGAGUACUGGCCUUUUUAUGCUGAGAAAGGACAGUGAGAGGAGAGCCACACUGCACCGAGUUCUCACUGACCACAUAAGUCAUGUUGUCUCUAGCAUACAGCAGUCUGUACCUCAGUAUGGUGCGGGAUCGUCACUCACUGCAGACCACAUCACCAAACUCAUCACCUGUUUGGGAGACAACAUCUGCUCCCCAGAUAGGAGGCAGCUUACCAGGGGCUUGCUGGAGCUGCGAGCGACGCUGCUUGUUGCCUCAGUACCUCUGAACAGCCUGCAGGUGGUGCUGUUUAACUUCCAGGAUGCAGUGAAGAAAGUGUUGAAGCAACAGCAGGUGAAACCUCAUUGGAUGUUUGCUCUAGACAAUCUGCUGAGGCAGGCAGUACAGGAUGCCAUUACUGUAUUACUGCCAGAACUCAAACUCCAUCUGCAGUCCUCAUUCGAGAGCGAGGAAAACACUCCUGAGGAGGAGUUUCCUGAUCCAGACGCUCCUGCAGCUCUUGUUCCUGACCAGCUGGUGGCACCAGCACACACAUGGCAGCCAGCGCCAGUAAAUGAGAUGCUGCCUGCAGCCAGCUCUAAACCCCCUGCAGACUUUGUCCUUAACACCAAUUGCCCCCUCAACAAGAAACUGAGAGAUCUGCGAAUAGAGACCAGGAGACUGCUGAGUCAGCUGAGCGAGAAGGAGAGAGAGUAUCAGGAGCUCCUGAGGAACUCUGUCCAGAGGAAACAAGAGCAAAUAGAUGAACUGAGGAAAGAAUCAGUCAGUGAGGCUGGGGAGCUGGCUUCACAUAAAAGCUCCGGUCCAGAGAAGAAAGCUUUAGUACGCUGGCUCAAGACUGUCCCCGUAGAUCAAGACACUAUCAAUAAGUUGCUCUCUCAUGAGUUCACCUUGGACUGUCUCCUCCAGAUGGCCUCCAGGGAGGACUUGAUGUACUGUGGAAUAAGAGGUGGCAUGGUAUGUCGAAUCUGGGCCGCUAUCAGAGCUUGCCGGGAAACCCAGCUCAAAAUACUCAAUGAAGACAGCGAGGACACUCUUCUUUAAUGGCUGCUAAUAUUAUACAUCAAAGGUUCACAGACAGGCUGGCCCUGAGUGUGAUCUGGAGGAAUAGAGGCAGAGGUGAACUUAAUGGACAUUUCAGGUUGCUAAUAUAAAGAAGGAAUGAUAUUGGUUACUUUUGUGAACCGUGAAUGUAUUUUUUUUUUUUUAAAGAAACUUACUUCCCACUUCUGUUGUCUUCAGAAUUUCAUUUUAUUGUAUCUUUACAAUUUUUUUUCAGGGUAUUGGCAAGUAGAACUUUAAUUGUAUCUUUAGAAAAUGUUUCUCAGAGGAAUAUUAGUUGCUGUUAAAUGUUGACGCUGCUUUGCUGUGUUUCACAGAAAGCUAAGCAGGAUUUUAAGUUAUUAGAGACUUACUGUAUUUAAGAUGAAUUCUUAUUCAUUCUGAAGUAAACAAAUAUCAUUUGUACUAUACCCAUUCAGGUAAUAAACAGGAAGUGUUUCUUUUAGUAGUCAUACAGGCUGGCUUGUGAUCUCCAUGCAGCCGUUUGUUUCUAACAGGGAGAGAGUUUUUUGAGGGUGUGAUGUAGCAUGGAAGAAGUGAUGUAGUGGUGAAUAGUCUUUAAAUUUCACAUUUCAUCAUCUGUUUUCACUGUGUUGACAUCUCCUUAGAAACAGUGAGAUGAACUUUGUGUGUGUGUGUGUGUGUGUGUGUGUGUGUGUGUGUGUGUGUGUGUGUGUGUGUGUGUGUGUGUGUGUGUGUGUGUGUGUGUGUGUGUGUGUGUGUAAGUCAUGCUGUCUAGUACUCAGUUCUUCAGUUUAUGAGUAAUUGCAGGUCUACACAUAUCAAACUGGGCUUGAGUAAAAUUAUGAUACUCAAAAAAGGAAGACAAAGAUCAGAGAAUAAGUAGAGUAGGCAAACAUUUUGAGGAUGUUAUUUAUUUUUGAUAAGAGUCACAGAAAGGCUAUUAAAUGUCAUAUGCAUGUUAGCUUCAUCCUCUUUCAUUAAGGAUAUGACUUCUUGGCCUGGCUCCUGGUAACCAUGGUACGCACUAUUGUGAGUUCUAUUUCAGUUGUAUGCAAAAAUACGUGUGCCCAAAUAACAUCUAGUAUUUGGUGUUAUUUUGAAGUCUCUCCAGAAAACAUAAAGGUAUUUUCCAGAUGGUGAUGCACUUUAAUAUACAAUACACAAAUAUUGUGGCAUUUUCCCCAAAACCCUGAAUUGGAUAAGUGGAAGAGGAUGGAUGGAUGGAUGGAUGGACUUGUAAAGUCUGAGAACUUUUAAAUUUUCUGACCCUAACUUUAACAUCAUCUAAUAACUGACCUUUCACUUGUAACGCUGCUAGAGAACUGUCAUUUGAAAGGACAUUUUCAGAACUAAUAAAUUUUUUUCAAAUACUUUUCAAAUCUUGUGGUGAUGCUGACUGCAAAUCUGAAAACAAGCUAUAA